Messenger RNA from Nerophis lumbriciformis (worm pipefish), 1554 nucleotides. The record is from RefSeq and is a predicted model, not a curated record. Lineage: Eukaryota; Metazoa; Chordata; Actinopteri; Syngnathiformes; Syngnathidae.
AUGGCGGCUCACAUGUCCCGCUGUAGAACCUGGAAUCGUGUUCAAAGGUUCGGCGUAGCGGCGUACAGGAAGUACAGCAGCGGUGGCGGCUACCCCAACAUUUCGCUGUCUUCGCCGCUGCCAGCGAUCCCCAAACCCGUCUUUGCGUCCGUGGAUGGGCAAGAAAAGUAUGAAACCAGGAUCACCACCUUAGAAAAUGGCCUCAAGGUGGCCUCGCAAAACAAGUUUGGGCAAUUCUGCACCGUUGGAAUAUUGGUCAACUCCGGGUCUAGACAUGAAGCAAAAUACCCCAGCGGAAUUGCACACUUCCUGGAAAAACUUGCUUUUUCUUCCACAGCUCAGUACGGGAGUAAAGAUGAGAUUCUGCUCACGCUAGAGAAGCACGGAGGGAUUUGCGAUUGCCAAACGUCCAGGGACACCACCAUGUACGCGGUGUCAGCCGAGGUCAAGGGCCUGGACACAGUGGUCGGCCUCUUGGCCGAUGCCGUCCUGCAGCCUCGCCUAUUGGAUGAGGAGAUGGAAAUGACCAGGAUGGCAGUUCGUUUCGAGCUGGAAGACCUGAACAUGCGGCCGGACCCCGAGCCUCUGCUCACCGAGAUGAUUCACGCCGCGGCGUAUCGAGGCAACACUGUGGGCCUCCCGCGCUUCUGCCCACCGCACAAUGUGGACAAGAUAGACAAGGAGGUGCUGCGUGGCUACCUGUCAGCCUACUACCGUCCCGAACGCAUGGUGCUGGCCGGCGUGGGCGUGGAGCACGAACGGCUGGUGGACUGCGCCAGGCGUUACCUGCUAGGCACGCGGCCCGUCUGGGGUGAUGCUGCCCCACCCCCAGUUGACCGAUCGGUGGCGCAAUACACCGGUGGUAUCGUCAAGAUGGAGAAGGACAUGUCUGACGUGAGCCUCGGGCCCACGCCCAUACCUGAACUGACGCACAUCAUGAUAGGGCUGGAGACCUGUUCUUUCCUGGAGGACGACUUCAUCCCUCUGGCGGUGCUCAACAUGAUGAUGGGCGGCGGCGGCUCCUUCUCGGCGGGAGGUCCCGGCAAAGGAAUGUUUACGCGCCUCUACCUCAACGUCCUCAACAGGCAUCACUGGAUGUACAAUGCCACAUCGUACCACCACAGCUACGAGGACAGCGGCCUGCUGUGCAUCCACGCCAGCGCCGACCCCCGACAGGUUCGCGAGAUGGUGGAGAUCAUCACGCGGGAGUUCAUUCAGAUGACUGGAUCAGCGGGAGAGAUGGAGUUGGAGCGCGCCAAGACGCAGCUCAAGUCCAUGCUGAUGAUGAACCUAGAGGCCCGGCCCGUCAUCUUUGAGGAUGUCGGCCGCCAGGUGCUCUCCACGGGAAAGAGGAAGCUGCCGCAUGAACUCUGCGCGCUCAUAAGCUCAGUGAAGGCGAGCGAUAUCAAGCGAGUGACUGCCAAGAUGCUGCGCGGCAAGCCGGCCGUGGCCGCCCUGGGCGACUUGACAGAGCUGCCUUCCUACGAGCACAUCCAGGCAGCGCUGUCCAGCAAAGAUGGACGCCUGCCACGCACCUAUCGCCUAUUCCGAUAA